UUCAGUUGUGCGGUUGAGGUGAGCUGAUCACCAUGGGCAAACUACUCUCGAAGAUCUUCGGGAACAAGGAGAUGAGGAUAUUGAUGCUGGGCCUAGACGCUGCCGGCAAGACUACUAUUUUAUAUAAACUAAAAUUAGGUCAGUCAGUCACAACGAUACCGACGGUCGGCUUCAAUGUGGAAACCGUCACGUAUAAAAACGUCAAAUUCAACGUCUGGGACGUUGGGGGGCAGGACAAAAUACGACCGCUAUGGAGGCAUUACUAUACGGGCACCCAGGGUCUAAUAUUCGUGGUGGACUGCGCAGACCGCGACCGCAUUGAUGAGGCGCGCCAGGAGCUCCACCGGAUCAUCAAUGAUAGGGAGAUGCGCGACGCCAUCAUUCUCAUCUUCGCCAACAAGCAGGACUUGCCUGAUGCAAUGAAGCCACACGAGAUCCAAGAGAAGUUAGGGCUGACGCGCAUCCGCGACCGCAACUGGUACGUGCAGCCGUCGUGCGCCACGUCGGGCGACGGGCUCUACGAGGGGCUCACGUGGCUCACCAGCAACCACAAGUUAUGAGCUGCGGAGUAGGCGGCCGCCGCCGCCCGCCCCAAGCCCGCCGCUCGCACGC
Molecule: messenger RNA, 612 nt
Organism: Ostrinia furnacalis (Asian corn borer)
Lineage: Eukaryota; Metazoa; Arthropoda; Insecta; Lepidoptera; Crambidae
Product: ADP-ribosylation factor 6
Exons: 4
Coding region: 33-560 (175 amino acids)
Molecular function (GO): GTPase activity; GTP binding
Source: RefSeq, a predicted model, not a curated record